GGGCUGUCCCGAGCGCUCGCCGCCUGCCUCGCCGCCCCCGCCGGGGAGCGGGAACGCGGAGCGCGGAGGCUGCGAGAACCCGGUGGGGAAGAUGCCCCUGGCGCAGCUGCCGGACCCGUGGCAGAAGAUGGCUGUGGAGAGCACGGCCGAGAGCAGCACCGAGAAUGGACAGCAAAUUGUGGAUGAACCUAUGGGAGAAGAUGAUAUCAACCCUCAAACUGAAGAAGGAAGUAUCAAAGAAAUUGCAAUAACUCACCAUGUAAAAGAAGGACAUGAGAAAGCAGACCCUUCACAGUUUGAACUUCUGAAAGUACUUGGACAAGGAUCCUUUGGAAAGGUCUUCCUUGUCAAAAAAAUCUCAGGAUCAGAUGCUAGACAGCUUUAUGCAAUGAAGGUAUUGAAAAAGGCCACCUUGAAAGUUCGAGAUCGGGUUCGGACAAAAAUGGAACGUGAUAUCCUAGUAGAAGUUAAUCAUCCUUUUAUUGUCAAGUUACAUUAUGCUUUUCAAACAGAAGGGAAGCUAUAUCUUAUUUUGGAUUUUCUCAGGGGAGGAGACUUGUUUACACGUUUAUCCAAAGAGGUGAUGUUCACAGAAGACGAUGUUAAAUUUUACUUGGCAGAAUUAGCACUUGCUUUAGACCAUCUACAUAGUCUUGGAAUAAUAUACCGGGACCUAAAACCAGAAAACAUCCUGCUGGAUGAGGAAGGACAUAUCAAAUUGACAGAUUUUGGCUUAAGUAAGGAGUCAAUUGAUCAUGAAAAAAAAGCCUACUCUUUCUGUGGGACAGUGGAAUAUAUGGCACCAGAAGUUGUCAACAGACGAGGCCAUACACAGAGUGCCGACUGGUGGUCUUUUGGUGUUUUAAUGUUUGAAAUGCUCACUGGUACUCUACCUUUCCAAGGGAAAGACAGAAAAGAAACCAUGACUAUGAUUCUCAAGGCCAAACUUGGAAUGCCCCAGUUCUUGAGUCCUGAAGCACAGAGUCUUCUGCGAAUGCUCUUCAAAAGAAACCCAGCAAACAGAUUAGGAGCAGGUCCAGAUGGAGUAGAAGAAAUUAAGAGGCAUGCAUUCUUUUCCAAAAUAGAUUGGAAUAAAUUAUACAGGAGAGAAAUUCAUCCCCCUUUUAAACCCGCAACUGGCAGACCUGAAGAUACAUUUUAUUUUGACCCUGAGUUUACAGCAAAAACUCCAAAAGAUUCACCAGGUAUCCCACCCAGUGCUAAUGCACAUCAGCUCUUUCGGGGAUUUAGUUUUGUAGCCAUUGCAUCUGAUGAUGAAAGCCAAGCAAUGCAGACAGUUGGAGUGCAUUCAAUCGUCCAGCAGUUGCACAGGAACAGCAUUCAGUUUACUGAUGGAUAUGAAGUAAAGGAAGAUAUUGGAGUUGGGUCUUACUCUAUCUGCAAGAGAUGUAUUCAUAAAGCUUCCAACAUGGAGUAUGCUGUAAAGAUUAUUGACAAGAGUAAAAGAGAUCCAACAGAGGAGAUUGAAAUCCUGCUGCGCUAUGGACAGCAUCCAAAUAUUAUUACCCUAAAAGAUGUAUAUGAUGAUGGAAAAUAUGUAUAUGUAGUAACAGAACUGAUGAAGGGAGGAGAACUGCUGGAUAAAAUUCUUAGGCAGAAAUUUUUCUCCGAACGGGAAGCCAGCGCUGUUCUGUUCACAAUAACAAAAACGGUGGAAUAUCUCCAUGCACAAGGGGUUGUUCACAGAGACCUGAAGCCUAGCAAUAUUCUUUAUGUUGAUGAAUCUGGUAAUCCAGAAUCAAUUCGAAUAUGUGAUUUUGGCUUUGCAAAACAACUGCGAGCAGAAAAUGGUCUUCUGAUGACUCCGUGUUACACAGCAAAUUUUGUUGCACCAGAGGUUUUAAAGAGGCAAGGUUAUGAUGCUGCAUGUGACAUAUGGAGCCUUGGUGUUCUGCUUUACACCAUGCUUACUGGCUACACGCCUUUUGCAAAUGGUCCUGAUGACACCCCAGAGGAGAUUUUGGCCCGAAUAGGUAGUGGAAAGUUCUCUCUCAGUGGUGGUUAUUGGAAUACUGUUUCAGACACAGCUAAGGACCUUGUUUCAAAAAUGCUUCAUGUUGACCCCCGUCAAAGAUUGACUGCAGCCCAAGUUCUAAGUCACCCCUGGAUAGUUCACUGUGACCAGUUGCCUCAAUACCAGCUGAACAGGCAGGAUGCUCCCCAUUUAGUGAAGGGUGCAAUGGCAGCAACUUACUCUGCUUUGAAUCGUAAUCAAUCACCAGUUUUGGAGCCAGUUGGCCGUUCUACUCUUGCUCAGAGGAGAGGUAUAAAAAAAAUUACCUCAACAGCCCUGUGAAAUGACCUCAGCCAGACACUUGGUACCAUGGCAUAAGAUGAUAGCACAAAUCAUGGCGACAGGUAGCACAUAUCUGACAGAUACCUGCAAGCACACUCUGACCCAGCUGGUACCUAUAAUGCUGCUGCUCCUGCUGCUGCUACUGCUUUCAUCUACUCUCGCUUUAAACUGUUGAUGGCAAGUUACUGAUCUCACUGGAGCCGCAAACGGAGUGACAAGUGGAAACAAUGAAAAUGAUCAUGUUCGCGACUGAAUAAACCAGAAGAAUUACAAAUGCCACCUGUGUCAAAAAUACACUGAAUAAAAGCACUCUGCACCACAUAGCAUUAUUUUUAUAAGGAAUAUUUUUUUUGUCCCCUAAAAUAUUCUUUGUUACAGGUAGAAAUGGACAGUUUAUGUUAAGCACUUAGCUUAAACAAUCUGUUUAUAUUAGCACUAUAUACUUUGUGCCAUCCAACAUUUUGUAUGUUUUUGUAAACAAUUCACAAGCAGUACAUUUCUGUGCUGUUUUCUUUAAUGUAUACAUGCCUUGUUUUACUUAGAUAUUAUUAAUCAUUUUGACAAUUAAGUCUGAUUAAACAGUUCACCUGGAUUAAUCAGUAUUGUUGGACAGCUCUAAAAGAAGCCUGACUGUUAAACAGCUAUUGAAUGUAAUACUCUAUGAAUAAGUAGUUCUCCUCACCUAUGUCUUUUCUGCAUUUUUGUGUUUUUGACACCAUGUCAUGUUAUGAAAAUCAGGAUACUGUUUAUAGUACUCAAAAUUCAAACAGUGGAUCUCUCACCAUACUAUAUAUCCAAUAGGUAAUAUAACCCAGAGAAAAGAUAACUUGCUCUGUCUUUUGUUCCCCUUCCUUUUAGUCUCUCCCGUCUAAUCUCUGGACUCAGGAAUGAUUGCUAAAUACUUUCUGAUAGAGGACAUUUCUAUAUUGUUGAUUCUUGCAAUCCAUUGUUAAUAUUUUAUCUCUAGUCUAUGACUUUUGUUUAAGCUGCAAAGGAUUUGUUCAUUGAUUGAAUGUUGGCAUUAUAGAAGAAAGGCAACAUUGAAGAUAAAGCAAAAUGUUGUCCGCUAAUAAGGAGAAGCCUGUAAAAGUUUUAAACUACAUUCACUGCAAGUGCAAAACUGAUGGAUCUAAUGUUCUGUCAGUUAUUUUCUGCUAAUUUUACUUGACAUUAAAAGCAAAAUGAGAGACGAGUCGUCCAGAUCUGUUGGGUUAGAAAAGGGCCAUUCUAAUUUAGCAUGAAUAUAGUAUUGUCCCAGUCAGGUAAGAUAAAGCUGUUCAGAGUGAACAUUCUCACUUUUCUGCAGAUGGAAGCAAGUUUGUAAUGAGGAUGAAAGACUCUAAAUACCAAUAUAAACUUUUAAUACCCUUGGCCUCUUGGUGUCUAAAGUAAUUAAAGGUGCAUCUCCAUGGCUGGUCUUGAAAGAUCAAAUUGCCCACAUGAGAGAGCACUGGAAUGUGUUUGAAUUCAGUGUGUUCCACUCCACCAAAAUUACAUGCUGCAUUAACUCCUUUCAGAUAUGAAAACAGCUUUUGGGAAUUCAGCUUUAGUAAAAUAUGGAUCUGGGGGAAUGGCUUACAUGAACAAUUCAAUUUAAAAACUAAAAGGUGCAAAUUUUGUUUUGUAUAAGAAGGUAUUUUCUUGGUUUAGUUGUAUUAAAUUUCUUUUAUGAUGAUUAAUUGGCUUGUUUCCCUGAAAUCAUCAGAGAUUUGUUGAAAGGGAGAAUCAUCUGUAACACCACAGAUUUGCUCUAAGUGAAUGGGAGUGCUUCUUCUGCCAGAAUUUCUGAGCUCCUAAGGAAACCUUCCUUUGUUAAAAUUGAAAGUAAUCCCAUUAUUGUCCUUCUAGCAUUGAAACUUGCUUUGUACAGAUGCAUCUGCCCUUUCUUCAAAAGACAUCUCUAACUAGAGGCAGAAAAAGACCAUUGACAAUUUUUUUGACAGUGUCAGCAGUUCUAGAGGAAUUUAGUAAAACCUUACCUUUCAGAAAAUGUAUUUUCAGCUCUGUGAGCAAUUUUAAGUCAGGCUUCUCAAAGCCUGGAAACUGUACCUUCUAGUGGCUUUUAAAGGUGUUAAUCAGAAGAUUGACAUAUCUAGUCAACAAACAGGAUUUAAAACUGAUACUGUUGAAAUAAAGGGAUGUCAAUACUUGCCAAUGUGUCAAUAAGAACAGUUCAGGAGGGAGUUUCUCCUCUGUUCAUUGUGUAUCUGUAGGUACCUGGCAAAGAACAGACCAAAAAGAGGAAACGUAAAGCUGCCUCAAUAUUGGCAAUAUCCACUUUAAAAUAAUUUAAAAGUACUUCCAGUAGUUUUAUUGUAGCCGUAUUUUGUUGUCCUCAAGCUCACUGACGAUUAGCCAAAUAGUGAAGCAAAGUUAACUCCUACAUUUUAUGUAUCUACAUUCUCAAGUGAGUCGUUAAUUUAGUCUAGACUUGGCAGAUGUUGCUAUUAUGUCAUGUAUAGAGCAGCAGAGGAUGAACCUUUUAAAUUGUAGCAAAACAACUGGGGUUAGCACACCCUAAUUUGACUGCAUUCAAGUCUAGGUAUUUUUAAGUUACUUUCUAAACCAAGGUGUACAGGGUCUGCCUAUUUUACAGGCUAGACAUGGUUUUAUGUACCUUACCUCCUGGUUCCAUGUUCACAACUUUCACAUUGAUUUUUUUGUUUUUUGAGCUGCAGUUGUUAGAACCUAUAGCGAAAUCCAGAUAAUAGUUCUUGGAGUCCCAACACCUUUUUAUCAGAAUGUGAGUGUAUGAUACACUGUGUACAUUCACUGCUGGACUGCCGCUUGGUCUGCAAGGUGUAGCAAGUGACUUAAGGGUACAGAGACAUAAAGGAUAAAAAAAGGAGAACUGCAGAUACAGGUGAAUUUUCUGUAUGUCAGCCAUGGGUUUUUUUAAUUUCUUUUUAAGUGUGAAAUUAUAAUUUACUGUGCUUGAGACCACGAGGGAAUGGAGGGAAGAGAAUAGUUGCAAUACUCAUUAAAUGCCAUCUAUAUCCAGUAAGGGCAACGCUCUGUAUUCAUAAUCACUAUAACACUGAAUGAAACUUAUAGGGAGGUUUUAAGAAAGUAUUUAAAACUUUUUUCUAAAAAGACAAGGCCAUAAGAAAAUAGAUUUAUGUGUCUGGGAUUUUUCUGUGUGUGUGUGUUUUGCUUUUGUAAAUGUGGUGUACCAACUAAAGCUGUGCUUUUCUAUUAUUGGAAGGAAAGGAUUUAAAGUGUCCUGGCCCUUAGUAAGCAGCAAUGGUUAAUAGAUGAAUUUUCACUUAUGAAAAUUAUGUAAAUGAUUAGCUUUAUCUGAUACUCUUGACCUAAUCAAAGGGAAGGUGUACUUAUGAGGGAUGUAAUUAUUUUGCAACCUAGUUGGGGGGAAGUCUACUUCAACCGUUUUUAAAAAAUUACAAAAUCACAGAUAAAAUAUUUUUCUAUGAUUCUAUACAAUCAUCCUUUAUACUAGUUUUCUCAGCAUGGCAUGUAAGUGAGUCUAAGGUACUGUUCCAGGAAAUCAGUGGUAUUGUACCUUAUUCUAGACCAUUAAAAUAGCAUCUGUUAGAUGCUUGGCACUGCUGUCAUAGACCUGAAAUGCUAGUUUUAAAAAAUAAAAAAAAAUUUACUGAAUACUUUAAAUGAUUGUUUUAUUCAGAGUCUGAUAUAGAAAAUGCUCCAAUCAUGUUAUUAAUGUGUAAUUAAAACUGUUCCAGAUGUAACUAGAGACAGUUCUGGAAAGUUAUCAUUGCUUGUUCUCCUGUCUAAUGGCAGGUUUUGUAGUCUUCAAAAGAAAUUGAAAUUUCUACUAUGAAUAAACUUUCAAACAUCUUAAAA
Empidonax traillii (willow flycatcher) is the source of this 6139-nucleotide messenger RNA. RefSeq names its product ribosomal protein S6 kinase A3 (gene RPS6KA3). Lineage: Eukaryota; Metazoa; Chordata; Aves; Passeriformes; Tyrannidae. Gene Ontology annotation, molecular function: ribosomal protein S6 kinase activity; magnesium ion binding; ATP binding. The transcript has 22 exons. The coding region runs from base 92 to 2317 and encodes 741 amino acids. The record is from RefSeq and is a predicted model, not a curated record. Gene Ontology annotation, biological process: intracellular signal transduction; protein phosphorylation.